Lates calcarifer (barramundi perch) is the source of this 5891-nucleotide messenger RNA. Its product is annotated as helicase with zinc finger domain 2-like. Gene Ontology annotation, molecular function: 5'-3' DNA helicase activity; RNA nuclease activity; RNA binding. Lineage: Eukaryota; Metazoa; Chordata; Actinopteri; Centropomidae. The record is from RefSeq and is a predicted model, not a curated record.
GUUCGGAAAAUUAGGACAGUGCUUUCGAGAAAAAGCCUCACUAAAGUCUGUGUUGAGAAUCUAGCAAAUGUGCAAGGAAAACAGUUCAGGGCAGUCAUCAUGACAGCUGUGCAAACACGUGACAGUCUAAACAUAUCUCACCUACCUGGUCUGGAGCUGUUCAAUGAUGCCCGUGGUGUUGAACACUGCAAUGACUAGGGCUCAGUCCCAGGUGGUUGUGGUUGGAGAUGCUGCCGCCCUCUGUUGCUUUGGAAAAUGUUCAGGAAUCUGGAAGAGCUACAUAGACCACUGCAUCAGAAACAACAGUGUUGCACCACAACAUUUUACAAAAGAUUUCUUCGAAAAAAGAUGUCAUGGAAACUGUAAGGUUUCAAAAACCUGAACACACGGAUGAGAGUAAUACUGUCAAUGAUGCAAUUCUUCAAGAGUUGAAAGAAGAAUAUGAACAGAAAACUGAACUGAAAACAGAAUAUAGUUCUGAUGACAGUUUGGAAUUUGAGGUUUUCCAUCACCACAAGUCAAGAUCAUCAAACAAUGUCACUGAUGUUGACACAGACCUCUCAGAGUUAUGUGGCAAAAAACCAGAGAUGUUCAAGCGAGGAAAGCUUGUCAGGGAGUCAUAUAAUACGGGUUAUGUCAUACCAUUUGAUGACCCCUUCAGACGUAUAAGCAUCAAGGGCAGGGCAAGCCUGGGUAAGGCCUUUACUGGAGAUGAAGUGGUCUUACAAACAAAAAGGGUGGUGAGCAUUACCCAGAAAGCUGAAUCAGCCCGUGUACUUGUGUGCCGGCUUGAGGAUGAUGAUCACAGCAAACCAAGACAGGUUUCUGUUGAUGAAUAUGUCAGAAAGAUAAUGAUUCCCAUUACAAAAUCUGCCACCAAGAUAUGCAUACUGAUCAGCAAGAAAAGACGUAACUUCAUUCCAAUUUGGGAGCAAAUUAAUGGACAGUGGACAAUUAUAGCAUAUGAACAUCUUAAUGAGAACCUGAAACAGAACAAUGUAUUUAUUAUCCAAGUUAUUGGAUGGAGAGACAAUUGUUAUUUUCCACUGGGAAAGAUCAUAAAAAUUUUCCCAGUUGGAAGAUCGUUGGCUGAUGGACUAAGGAUCCUGAAUGAAGAAUUCAAAGUUACACCCAAUACAUGUAAAUCAGAUGAGGGUUUCUCAUGGACAGAUGAAGAUGAGUCAUACAGACGAGACAUACGUGAUGCAAUCACUUUCACUGUUGACCCAAAAGAAGCAAAAGACUUGGAUGAUGCCAUCAGUGUCAAGGACACUGGAGACCAAUUUGAGUUGGGGGUCCAUAUUGCAGAUGUGGCAAGCUUUGUGAGAGUAGGUAGUAAGUUAGAUGAGCAUGCAAGGCAACACGGGACUACAUAUUACUGCAGUGAGGAAAAACCCACCCAUAUGUUCCACGAAAACUUGAGCACUGGAUUCUUCAGUCUUCUAAAGGGUCAAGAUCGCAGGGCACUUUCAAUAAUGUUCAAAGUAAACAAGCAAACAUAUGAGAUCAUUGGAGAGCACAAAUUCCAGUUAUCACUAAUCAAGUCUGAUAGGCAAAUUUCUUAUGAAGAAGCAGAGGAAAUCAUCACCAAGAGAUAUGGAAACAGACUUAAAUGUGACACGGUAGAGGACUGUGUCACAGUGGCUUACUGUUUUGCAAAAGCUCAAAGGAAGAUCAGACUGCAUCUGGACUGGGCUUAUUCUCAACCUGAUGCAAAGAGAUUGCCUGGAAAGCGCAAAGCUCAUUUGAUGAUUGAAGAGCUGAGUGUGUUAUUCAACACACUUGCAUCUAAGACUUUGAUUGACUCAUCAAGAACCAGUUAUGUCACACCUCUUCGCUGUCAGGCAAAACCAAGUCCGGAAAAGAUAGAAGAAUUCCAGAAGAAAUGCGGAAAAUUCAUACCUCUAUCUUUUCAUGUGAGGCAUAAAGUUGACCAUGACGAACAAGCCCCAAACUGUGAAAACUUCCGCAUACUCAAAGAAGUAUGGAAAGAUAUCCAAACAGCUGCCACAACUAACGACAUAGACAAAAUGGUGGACCUGGUUGCUACAGAUGACAUCCACCCUCUGCUCCGGCCAGUUACUGACCAGUUCAGAAAAUGCCCAAGUAAAGCUUAUGUCAUCUGUUCCAAAUCCUCUCCCAAAGCAGAGGUUGGGCAUUAUUCUCUGAAUGUACCAUCUUACACACAAGCAUCUUCACCGAUUCGACGGUACAUGGACAUCAUCUUGCAGAGACUUUUGCAUGCUGUCAUAUGUGACAGGGAUGUACAAUACCGUCAAAGAGAGAUUGCAGUUUUAUGUAAUCAAUUUGAAGAAAACUUCACAAAAGCCAAGGAGUAUGAACAAAAGGCUGAGCAGAUCUUCUAUGCAGUGAGCAUGAAAAAACAAAGUGCUUCAAAGCUAGGCUUUGUCGUUAGCGCAGAUCCAGACAGAGAUAGUUUUGCUGUGUCAUUCCCUUUUAACAAAAACAUGUUUGCAGAGAGUUUAUCAAUAAUGUACAAAGAUCUACAGUUGGAGGACCAACCAUUUUAUGAUGAAACAAAUCACUGCAUCACUCUUAAAUGGAAAAAGCGGAUCUAUGCUGCUGACAGCAUGCAACUUCACCAAGAGUUGAAAAUGGUGCCAGACUGUGGUCCCUGCAUUGAGCUUCCACUGACUACAUGGAAGGCCACAGUUGAAGCGAUUGAUGAAGAAAACUGGGAUCAUGCAAAGUCUCUCAUAAUUAAUGCUAAUACAAAGCAAAUGAAAAAACAAUAUAUUCUGCCACAAUCAUUUGAGGUGCCUCAUUCCAAAACUAACACAUGUUCCUCUGAAGAGGUCCAAGAGGUACUAAGGGAGCAUGAAGUUGACAUCAAAUUCCAUUUGCAACCAGGUGACACCCUUCAGAUCCAAAUGACAUCAGAGGUAAAAAGAGGUUAUCAGAUGCCUGCUGUUCAGUUGGUGCAAAUUAAGCCAAAGUUUGAGAUUUGUGUGGACCAUGUCCACAACCCUAUCACAUGCUUCUCCAAAUCUGCAGAUGAUCCAUCAAGGAUUUGUUAUAGUGACACCAAGGAGUACAUAAGAAUCUGGAAACCACUGUGUGAGAUGGAAUCUGCUGCCACUGCAGUGGAUGAAAGUGACAGCAUUGUCAUUGAAAACCUGGAGGUAAACUUCAGUCAAGAGCGAGAGGGCACACUAACAGGAAGCUUCUUCUUACCUCAGACAUGGAUCAACACAUGGGCUAUUGAAUGCAACCUUUCCAAGUGUUUACUGUGCAUACGGAAAAGAGGGUUGAAAUUGACUUCAACUGUGGAGCUUAACGCACUGGUGGAUCCCAGAGAGUUUACAUGGGUGGCCCAUGGUGUCACAAUCAAAGUAGAAGAACGGAAAAACUCUACAAAUGAUGGAAGUAAAGUGGGGUUCUAUGUCAAUCACCUGCCAAUGGAAAACAUUCCUGAUUGUGUGUUUCAAAAAAACACACGUUUCACAGUUGAAAUAAUCCCAAAGCUCUUGCCUGAUGUCCGGAAAGAAACUGCUGUGGUCAGCAUUAUGUCUGCAUGUGAUCUUGUCAAGCAAAUAGCACUUGGACAACGUAUUCCAAAAGAGGUAAAAAACACGUGGCAUAUUGUUAGGAGUGAGCUACCAAAUGGACUGCCAUCCCUUAACCCGAGUCAACGUAAUGCUGUGGAUAAAGCUCUAAAUAAUACCUUCACACUUAUACAGGGACCACCUGGAACUGGAAAGACAGUAGUAGGUGUGCACAUAGUGUACCGUUUCUUUGAGCUGAACUCUAAGAACCCAAGGAAAUUUGAUGAUCCAAAGGAAAGAAACAGGAAACAAGUUAUUCUCUACUGUGGCCCAUCCAACAAGUCUGUUGAUGUUGUUGCAGAGUUCCUGCUGAAGCUUAAGAACAGCCUAAGGCCCCUCAGAGUCUACAGCCAACAAGUGGAGAUGCUUGAUUACCCUUGCCCAGACUGCAACCUACAGUUUUCCCGUAGGACACUUCGCCAAGAUCGUUCCAAACCAGAACUCAGGAGCAUCACCCUGCAUCACCGCAUGCGUCAAGACCAAAAUCCUCAUUCGGAUCAAAUAAAAGAUUUUGACCAACGCAUUAGACUUGCCCUUGAGAAAAAAGGAAAAGAGCUGACUGCUCAGGAGUUGAAGGAUUACAAAAAACUUCUCAGAGAAGCUCGGACAUAUGAGCUUGAAAGGCAUGACAUCAUAUUGUGCACAUGCACACAGUCUUCCACCCCAAGCUUGACUAAGACUGUCAGUGCACGUCAGAUCCUAAUCGAUGAAUGUGGAAUGGCCACUGAACCUCAGGCCCUGAUUCCAUUGGUCUGCAACAAACCAGAGAAGAUUGUUUUAAUCGGUGACCACAAACAGUUACGACCUAUUGUGAAGAAUGAGCAUGUGAGGAAGCUGGGGAUGACCAAGUCUCUGUUUGAGCGCUACUAUACAAUGCAUGAGAAGAGGGCAGUGAUGCUGGACACCCAGUACAGAAUGCAUGAGGACAUAUGCAAGUUCCCAUCAGAAGAAUAUUAUGAGGGUAAGCUGAAAACUGCAGUGACGCAGCCGAGCAGUGUUCUGCGUGUUGAUGAGAGGACAAUGCCAAUCGUUUUUGGGGAUGUCAAAGGAAAGACCAUCAGUCUGGUUGUCAACACUGCCAAGGGCAAUGAAAACUCUAAAGCUAACAUGGAAGAGAGAAACAAAGUGAUUUACAUUGCUGAAAAACUGGUGAAGACUGCCAAAAUUGAACAGCAAAGUAUUGUGAUUUUAUCACCCUACAAUGCCCAAGUAUCAGAGAUAAGAGAUGAGCUAAAGAAGAGGAAAAUGGAUGAAAUCACUGUUACUACAAUCACUAAAAGCCAAGGAAGUGAAUGGCGUUACGUCAUCCUAUCUACAGUGUGCUCUCUGCCAAGUGAGGAGAUUGUGAGUGAGCCAGACAGAGCUUGGCUGUCCAAACACCUGGGCUUUGUGGGCGAUCCCAACCAGAUAAAUGUGGGCAUCACAAGGGCCAGGGAAGGACUGUGCAUCAUUGGUAACCAAGAGCUGCUGUGCUGCAGCACAGCUUGGAGAAAGCUCCUGGACCACUACAAGCUUCACAACGCAGUGACAGAUGCAGAAAAGAUUUCAGUUCAUUGUGCCUGACAGCUGAUCACAUCUAUUCUUUUUUGAGAGUUCUACAAACAGCAUAGGUCCCCAACUUACGUAACAGCACCAGUUUAUGAAAUAUGUAUAUAUUUUUUCUAUGAUGUCGCAACUACUUUUCAUGUACUUUUAUUGCAGUUUUAUAACAGACUUUGGAUUUUAUAUUUUUGUUACAGUAUUUUAAAAUAUCGAAUAUAAGAGUGGUUGUAGACUACAAUAAAUCCUAUCACACAGUGCUUAUCUUAAAUAUGGACAGCUGACAGAGUGCAGCUCUUUUCUGGAUCUUUUAAUUCAUGUUUAGGUUCAGCUGACAUAUAGAGAAUUACCACUGUUAUUAUUCCUGUUUGUAUGAGUCAGCUAUUUUUUUUCAUUGCAGGACAGUUGGUCUUAAACUGCCUCACCAUUCAGUGAGCCCAGUGUGUUUUUUUAAAGUUUUUUAUGUUUCACAUUAUGUGUUUUUUUUUUAACUAGGGGUACAAUAGGAGCACCAGAGCUGCUGCCCAUUGACCACAGCAGACCUGUGCUCUUACAUUUAAAAUUGCCAAUGACUAGACAUUUAUGAUUUUAAUUUUGUUUUAGCCCAGGAAUUGGAAUUCAUGGGAUUUACUUGAAUUUUGUUUCAGAAGAUAGUUUAUUGUAAGCAAGGAAUAGAAGUCAGUUUGGUUGUGGCCAGAUGCGCACCUGUUCCAGCUAAAACAGACAAAAGGCACUUUGAUCAUAGGUGUGCUUGAGCAACCCUGUCUCUGAGAAAUUAAGGUUUUU